AAAAAGUAACGUUCGCCCGCUAUGUUAGCGCGCUUGAAAAUUUUCAAAAUAAAAAUAGACGCUUUUAGAUUAAGUACACCGUGCAAGUUCUUGAAAUAAUGAAAACGCUUCCGAGCAUGUUUGAAAUAAAACAUUUACUAUAUAAUAGCAGUGGGUGACUAAUAAGUACAUUAAUAAACUCAUCAUGUCUGAUAGUGAUAGUGACUGUGUUAGUGAAAUGUUUACAUCUCAAAAAGGAAAUGGGGUCUUUAGGCUCAAAGGACCCAACUUUGACAGUAACUUGACAGUGCGAAGCAACACUUCGGUGGUACCAUCAAAUCUAGAAAGAACACUCCAAGGAAAUUACUCAGUUAUGCCGACAAACUUUGAAAGUAUGAGGCCGGGGUUCCGAGGCGCACUCAGUCAUAGAGGGGCAUUCUCACACAGGGAGACUUCUCCUACAAUGUCUUUGAGAAGUUUGGAUUUACCCCCAAGGAACUUUCAGCAAUCAUUCUGCCGCAGUGGGUUUGCUCAGAGCUCUGUUAUAGGUGGAAGAGACAGGACUCGGGCAGUGUCACCUACUGCUUCUAUGAUAAGCAUAGGUUCCAAUGUGAGUGUAGCUGCUUCAGAGUACAUUGUAUCAGCUUUAAAAAGUAUGCAGUUUAACAAACAUGAGAUGAAAAAUAUCAAGGAUGCAUACAACAAAUAUGUUAAAGGUCGGAUUAGAAAGAAAUUGACAAAAAGAAGAUAUUUAAAACAAUGUAUGAAAUAUGCAAGACAAUUAUCCAGUGACGACUCAGAUGAUGCAUACACAAAGAAAAGACGAAGGCAAAGUGUAGAUUCAGGUGAGCUUGGCAGUGACUCAUCAUGCAGCAGCAAUGAUGUCACAUCUGUCAGAACCGGUGUCACUAAAAAGAGCAGUUACAGUAAGCACAAAUCAUUCAAAAGACCCACACAACCUGGAAAUAAUAGUGAUGAUUCCAAAUCUGUAAGAUCAGAGAUGCAAGAGUUUCGUAAAACUAUUCAGGGCAGUACUAUGGUCAAAGAUUCCACAAAUAGCCUCAAACAUGACUCUUUCAGAAAUAUUUUCAGUCUUGGCCCCAGAAGCAAUUGCAAUCAGAGUAAUGCUACUCUCACUGCUGAAGUGAACAAACCAACAACACUCAAGGAGAGAUUUCAAAGUAGCUUUCUAUUGCCUUCUCAAAGAUUUUCUAAAUCUAUCUCUGUGCAACCAAUAGCUGAAGAACAACCAAAAAAUUCUGUUAAAAACAGAAAACUAGUUUUUCGUCAUAAUGGAACAAAUAAUUACAAAACUUCUACUCGUCCAAUGAAUUUAAAGAAUAAAAACAAUGAAAAUAACAAUGAAACAGAUAGUGAUGAAGAAAAUAUUUUCUCUGAAAUAACAGAUCCUGAAAAAAGUAUUCUAAAACAUCCACAAAUACACAACAAAAGAAACCUAAAUAGUUCAGAUGAAUCUGAAACAGUAUAUUCUCAGAAUAAAAAGACAAAAUUGUCCCCACCCAGAAAAGAAUCUCAAAAAGAAAAUCAGAAAGAAGUUGUUCAAAAUAAUACCAAUCAGAAAAAUCAUGACUCAGACUUUGUUUUUGCCAAGCCUUGUGGCUUACCUGUACGCAAAUCAGUAAACACAAAGAAGACUGAAGUUCAACUAGCUUAUAAUGUGUCUGCAGAUCCUAAAAAUAAAGUACCAACAGCCACAGCACAAUCUGCUAGUGUCAAUGUUGCCACUGAGCAUACCGAGGUAGAUGAGCAAUCAGAAACUAUACAGAGCGACGUAUCAUCGCGGCCAAGCUUUAUGAAAAGAAAGCUAUUUACGCAAACUCUUGAUGUCACUGAGAACAAAGGUCAAGAUACCUCUCCAGGCAUAAGUCCACAAAAGGUUUACGAUGACGUCAUGAAAGAGAAAAAUAAAACUCGUAAACUAGUGACCAACCAGUCGUGCCUCACAAGAAAUGUUAACAAUGAAGACAAUAAUCUCCUUGAUUUGAUACAAAAGAUAGUUCCAUUACAAAAUAUGAGUGUAACUUCUAACACAACACAAAAAAGGGAUUCUAAUUUAAAUGGCGAUUCAAAUGUUAAUAAUAAUAAUAAUAAGGUACCAGAAGACAAGUGGGAUAUCACUGCAAUUAUAUCUACUUGUAAUAAUGAAGAUAUGAGUGAUACUUACACUGACGAGGAAAUAUUCACAGUACACAGUAAGGAGAAACCUGGACAAAUUAAAAAGGGUAGAAGCCCGAAAGCUUUAAAAAAAUGUUUAGUGGUAGUUGAGCCCAUCCCCAAUGUAAAAACUUCAAAUCCUAAUGGAGUUAAACCAAAUACUAGAAUUUUACAGAAAGAAAAAAGCACUCCAAAGAAAAAUGAAACAAUGCCGAAAAGCUUAGUUCGCCAGGCGCAUGCAUUCUGGAACUGCGAUAGCGAGUCCGAAGGCCCAAACACGCCCACGAUAGUGCAACCAUUUACAAGGAAAUUACAAGCAAAAGAAGUCCCUAUCAGUCAAAAGCUGGCCGAGAAUGCAAGUGAAAAAUCCGUUAUGGUUAAGAAUAUUAAGUCAGUAUUAGAAAUGACUGAAUCAAGCAAUGAAAGUUCUAUGUCAAUUGAAUGUGUUGGCAAUACCGUGGAAAAGGUAGCUAGUAAUAGAAGUUUACGUUUGAAGACCAUCAAGGCCUUAAGAGACAAAAAAACAACAUCUGCUAAACCCUGCAAACCUAAAGAUUUGCAAGAGAGCCUCAGCAACCUGCUUGGCAAGGGUGACAAUAACAAGAAAAGUCAACAAAAGUUGUCCUCCUUUUUCGAUUCAGAAACUGCAAGUAAGAAAAAGCCUGCAGAAAAAAAAUGUUCUAAUAAUGCAGCUGGUGACAAACAAGACCGCAAACCUAACAAAGACAAACAAGAUAAUAGUAUAGUUGCACCAAAAUCUCAAAGAAGCGCUCAGCCUGAACUUAACAGAUCCACAAGAGCCAGGGCUAGAACAGUGACAUCUGUAAAAAACAUGCUGACCAAUAAAAGUGUUGACAAAAUUGGAAAUAAAGCAGAGCUUAAUGUAUCAAAGAGAGGCAGGCCGAGAAAAAAUCUUAAUAGUACUACACCUGUUUCAAAAGAAAAUGAAGAUGCUGCUGCAAAUAUUGACGCUGACAAGAAUAAAGUUAAAACUGAUGGUAAACCAAAACCGACAUCGAAUAGAGUAUCUGACUUAAAUAAAUCUCAAAGAGAAAGAUUACGAAAAUUAUCAACACCAUUUAAAAUCAACCAAGUUAAGGCUCCAGCUAAAACUGAUUUGAAAAUAAAAGCUCCUGCUAAAGCAGAUUUAAAUGUAUCGAAAAGAGGAAGACCAAGGAAAGCUCUUAAUAAUGGUGCAACACCUUCUAAAACCUCGAAAGUGCCCGUUACAAAUAAAAAUGACCAACAAACAUCGAGUAAGCAAAUUGACGAAUUUAUAAGCCCUAUCGCGUUUAGGACAAGACGAUCCAAGGAGAAUUCAAUCUUGAAAUCACCCGUUCGCAAUUUACCUCCGAAACCAGCGCGCAACGCCAAGAAAUCCCUCAACACUACAGUGAACACGAGCCGGCGGAAAAACAUCUCCAACGAAUCAAACAAGGAGAACACAAGCAAAGGCGUCUACAGAAAGUCUCCUAGAAACCGUAAAAACAACUCUCUGCUCAACUGUUGCGAGUCUCCGAUUAAGAAAACAGCAGAGGCGGAACAAAAGAAUGAUGUGAAGUUCGUGCAACCAGCAGUUCCUUCGAGGGUGCUGCAUGAGGUGCCCGACUCGCCGGAGGCGUCCAUGUCGUCGUUCCGUCCCGUGCGGCAGACACGCAAGGGGAGGGCUGUCGAGGGGGCGGGUGGGUCCCACGUGGGGCUCCCGGGGGCGGGCGGGGCGCGCUGGGCGGCGGGCGUGGCGCGCGCCACGGUGGGCGCGGCGCCGCGGCACUGCGCCGCCGACCAGACGCUGGGCUCGGCCGUGGACGACGACGCGCGGUCCUUCCGCAGCGCCUCCAGCCGGAGCCUCCUCGCGCGCUCGGGCCGCAUCAAGUUUCUACACGUGUUCUGAUUGGCUCUGUGAAGAUUUAAGUUUGUUGUGUUCUCUGCAUAGCUGUUAACGAACAGUUUCGCUAUGGUGUUGGCUUUACGAGGGAUAUUCUAGUACGAUAAUACUUUACGAAUUUCAGCAAAAGCUGGAGCACUUUUCGAGCAUAGUUUACUUCUUAAGUGAAUUGACCUGAAUAGUAAUUUUAUUUAUCUUAUUGAAUUAAGAUAAACCAUUUUAAACUUUACUAAUAGGUAUGUCUAAGGUAAUUAAUAAGUUUGUUAAUGUUUUUGCUUUUGCCAUCUUAGGAUAGGUUUUUAUUUCUAUACAUAAAAUCGCAUUUUUUUAGAUUAUGUACGGUAAAAAUUAUGAGUAAAUAUUUUAUCUUGUUCAAACUUUUCUUAUGCGCCGAUUAAGAUUGAGACUCCUGUGGUUAUUAUAUUAUAAUUAUUAAUAUAUUUUAAUAUGAUUUGAUUAUGAACAAUGUUUGAUGUGUGUAUAAAUUAUUAUUUUAACAAUGUACUGUUUACCUCAUAGGAUGAUUACUAUUAUAAUUAAAAAUAUAGAUGAAACAA
This is a messenger RNA of Plutella xylostella (diamondback moth), 4596 nucleotides long. RefSeq lists its product as uncharacterized. NCBI's taxonomy places the organism in Eukaryota, Metazoa, Arthropoda, Insecta, Lepidoptera, Plutellidae. The record is from RefSeq and is a predicted model, not a curated record.